CAUCACACACACACAGCUCUGCUGCAUACACAUAACUUCAGCUCAUCCAGCAGCGAUCACAACCAGCACAGCAGAGUCCUGCAUACACUGAGCAGAUGAGCCUAGAGCAGCAGCCCCUGAUCAUGUGACUCCUCCUCCUCCAUGUGACUGAUCACAUGACGGUGACAUCAUCGCAGGUCCUGUAAGCACACGGCUCCUGUACAGUCUGCAGGUGGAGGUAUAUACGGUUGUGGUGACAUCAGGAGCGCUGGGGGAGGGGACAUUACUAUUAACCCCUUCAGGUCACAAGGUUUUAUGACUUAAGGAAGAAGAUCACAAGAUCCAGAACUUUCUGUGUAUUUGUCUCUUUCUCCGUCUGUUGUUGUUGUUUCUAUUUGCAGCCGCCAUUUCUCAUCGUCUCCUCUUCUUCCCUUCAGGUUUCUCCAAUCCAGGAUCCUCUGCUGAUAUCUUCUAUAUAAGAGAAUUCUCCUGGAUGACCCAUCAACCAUGGAGAGAGACAGGAACAAGAUGGCCGACAGGAUCGUAAACCUCACCCUACAGAUACUCUUCCGGCUUACUGGAGAGGAUUACACAGUAGUGAAGAAGUCCUCUAGUGGGCGCUGUCGGGCCCCUGUGUGUGAAGGAUGGGGAAAAACCCUGAGCCCAAUCCCGGGGCCCCCACCUCACUCCCUGAUACAUGAGGAAAUGGAUGAACAGAAGAUCCGAGAACUCAUCAACAAGAUGAUGGAGCUGCUGACUGGAGAGGUUCCUAUAAGGUGUCAGGACGUGGCGGUCUAUUUCUCCAGGGAGGAGUGGGAGUAUGUAGAAGGACACAAGGAUCAGUACAAGGAUCAGGUGAUGAUGGAGGAUCAGCAGCCCCUCACAUCACCAGUCAGAUCCAGUAAGAGAACAGCACCAGAGAGGUGUCCCCGUCCUCUUCUUCCACAGGAUCAGGAUCAGGGAGAAGAUCGGAACAAUAUUAAUGCUCCAGAAACAGAUGUGAGCGGUGAUGAGCAGUAUAAGGAGGACAUUCCUACAGGAAACCUCUCAGAUUCUUGUACCAGGGGAUCAGAGGAGAAUCUUAUAUCUUCAGAUUAUAAAGCAGAUGAUGAUAUCACACAAGAUACAUAUGAAGAACAUUCCAUUAUCCCAGAUACACCCUCAGCCCUUCACAGCCAAGAUCUGUCAUCUCAUCCUUAUAUACAGGUCCUGUCUUCUCACUCAUCACAGGAUGUUCAGCAAAAAAAGCUAAAGAAAUGUUUAUCUCGGAAACCAGGCCUUGUUAGACCUCCAACAACUCACACAGUACAGAAACCAUUUUCAUGCUCAGAAUGUGGAAAAUGUUUUACUAAGAAAUCACAUCUUGUUAGACAUAUAAAAACUCACACAACAGAAAAACCAUUUUCAUGCUCAGAAUGUGGGAAAUGUUUUACUCGACAAGAAAAUCUUGUUAUACAUGAAAGAAGUCACACAGGAGAGAAGCCAUUUUCAUGCUCAGAAUGUUGGAAAUGUUUUACUAAGAAAUCACAUCUUGUUCAACAUCAAAGAACUCACACAGGAGAGAAACCAUUUUCAUGUGUUGAAUGUGAAAAAUGUUUUACAGACUCAUCUUCUCUUGUUAAACAUCAAAUAACUCACACAGGAGAUUAUCCAUUUGCAUGUUCAGAAUGUGGGAAAUGUUUUACUCAGCAAACAGAUCUUGUUCAGCAUGUAAGAAUUCACACAGGAGAGAAGCCAUUUUCAUGCUCAGAAUGUAGGAAAUGUUUUACUAGGAAAUCACAUCUUGUUAGACAUCAAUUAACUCACACAGGAGAGAAGCCAUUUUCAUGUUCAGAAUGUGGGAAAUGUUAUUCUCUCAAACCAGAUCUUGUUAUACAUGAAAGAACUCACACAGGGGAGAAGCCAUAUUCAUGCUUAAAAUGUGGGAAAUGUUUUAUUAGGAUAUCACAUCUUGUUCAACAUCAAAGAACUCACACAGGGGAUAAGCCAUAUUCAUGUGCGGAAUGUGGGAAAUGUUUUAAAGAGAAAUCCACUCUUGUUAAACAUCAAAGAACUCACACAGGAGAGAAGCCAUUUGCAUGUUCAGAAUGUGGGAAAUGUUUUACUCAGCAGUCAGAUCGUGUUCAACAUGAAAGAAUUCACACAGGAGAGAAGCCAUUUUCAUGCUCAGAAUGUGGGAAAUGUUUUACCAAGAAAUCAUCUCUUAUCCAGAACUUUCUAAUUCACACAGGGGAGAACUCCUUUUCAUGUGCAGAAUGUGGGAAAUGUUUUAUUCAGAAAUCACAUGUUAUUGCACAUCAACGAACUCACACAGGAGAGAAGCCGUUUUCAUGUUCCGAAUGUGGAAAAGGUUUUACGCAGAAAUCAGAUCUUAUUAGACAUCAAAGAACUCACACAGGAGAGAAACCAUUUUCAUGUUCAGAAUGUGGGAAAUGUUGUACUCAGAAGUCAGAUCUUAUUAAACAUCAAAGAACUCACACAGGGGAGAAGCCAUUUUCAUGUUCAGAAUGUGGGAAAUGUUUUACUCAUAAAUCAGAUCUUAUUAAACAUAAAAGAACUCACACAGGGGAGAAGCCAUUUGCAUGUUCCCAAUGUGGAAAAAGUUUUACUGACAAAUCAAAUCUUAUUCAACAUAACAGAACUCACACAGGGGGAAAGCCAUUUUCAUGUGCAGAAUGUGGGAAAUAUUUUAUUCAGAAAUCACAUCUUACUAAACAUCAAAGAACUCACACAGGGGAGAAGCCAUUUUCAUGUUCAGAAUGUGGGAAAUGUUUUGCUAAUAAAUCAGAUCUUAUUAAACAUCAAGGAACUCACAUGUGGAAAACGUUUUACUGACAAAUAGGGCUGAAACAGCUAAUCUAUUAAUCGGCAACUAAUCGAUUAUGAAAAUAGUUGUCAACUAUUUUUUCAUAAUCGAUUUAUCGGUUGGUCGAUUAGUUGGUCAGCCAAUUUGUAAUUUUCACAUACACUUAGCGAUUAUCACUAUGAAUAUAUGCAGCCUGUUUUGUGUAGAGGGGCCCAGCACACACAAUCUUCUGCUUCCUGCAGCUAUGGAGAGUCCCCGGUUGUCGGGCUCUGUGCUAAAGGCCAGACUCAUAAUAGUUGUAGAGAGAAGAUGCAGGAAGUGGAAGAUUAUCUGUGCUGCCCCCCCUCUUAUUAUGUGUGCCGGCCCCCUCUUAUUAUGUGUGCCGGCCCCCCUCUUAUUAUGUGUGCCGGCCCCUCUUAUUAUGUGUGCCGAUCCCCUCUUAUUAUGUGUGCCGGCCCCCUCUUAUUAUGUGUGCCGAUCCCCUCUUAUUAUGUGUGCCGGCCCCCUCUUAUUAUG
Hyla sarda is the source of this 3301-nucleotide messenger RNA. RefSeq names its product oocyte zinc finger protein XlCOF6-like. Lineage: Eukaryota; Metazoa; Chordata; Amphibia; Anura; Hylidae. Bases 487 to 2814 code for a protein of 775 amino acids. The transcript has 8 exons. The record is from RefSeq and is a predicted model, not a curated record. Gene Ontology annotation, biological process: regulation of cytokine production; negative regulation of transcription by RNA polymerase II; regulation of immune system process.